AUCACAGUCAGUCGGUUACUUGCUGUGUCCUUGUUAGCCACACAGCUAAGUCAGCUAGUUAGCUAGCUGAUGUGAUCCAAAAUUAAGAAUGAUCUGAAAUAUAAAGAGGAAAUAUAAUCACACCUGACACUCAUCCCGACUUGUUCGUAGCAUUAUGUUACGAGCCGGAACUGAAGUCUCUUGUUUGGCCUGCAGGAACCUGGUACCCGCCAACAUGGGAGUGAGGUUCCGCAUGCCCCUGCAGAAACUGCACCCUCUGUCCCGGGCUAUCCAUCACCGGUACUCUAAUCCUCAGCACCCCCCACACCGCUCAGCCGCGCGCUAUUUCACCUCUCUGUCCCGACUGCCCAUGCGCCCCGCCAGGCCUCCUCUGGGAGGCCACGGCUACCAGCAGCAUCGCACCUUCUGGGUGGCCCGGCUGGCCUCCAGGCUCCUUAAGCUGCGCUACAUUCUGCUGGGCUCUGCCGUCGGAGGAGGCUACACUGCCAAAAAGACCUAUGAAGAAUGGAAGGACAUGCUGCCUGAUUUUAGUGAAUACGCGUGGAUCGUGCCCGAUUUCAUCUGGGAGCUAAAUGAGCAUGUCGACCUAGAGAAAAUUGCCAAUGCACUACCCGACAUGGAGGAACUGGCCAAGCUUCUGCCUGACCUGGAGAAGAUCGGGGAGAACUUCACCUUCCUCAGGAGCCUCCUCUCAAAUGGUAUGAGUGUGGGUAGUGAAGUCAUUGGAGCUUCUGGUCUGCAUCUGUUGUUAGAAUCAUCCGGAGAACCUGCAUUCAGAGCUACAGAGAGCCAGGGUUCUGAAAGCAGUGAGAAGCAGUUUAAGAAGGGUCUGCUUGGGGAGCUCAUUCUUAUUCAACAGCAGAUCCAGCAACAUGAGGAGGCAGCACGCAGGGCCUCGGCCAAUAUCGGCAGCCCUGAGCCCAGUUCGAGCCCACCCCUGAGUCCCGGCCCAAGCCCCGCCCCGAGCGCCGCUCCGGCCCCCAGCCCCAGCCCCUCGCAGAGCAAGCGCAAGACGUCAGAUAAAGAAAAAGUUGAUCAGCUUCAAGAGGAGCUUCUCCGAACUCAGCUGAAGUACCAGCGCAUGCUCGAGCGUCUGGAGAAGGAGAACAAGGAGCUGAGGAAAGUGGUACUACAGAAGGAUGACAAAGGCAUCCAUCAAAGAAAAGUCAAAAAAUCUCUCAUUGACAUGUACUCUGAAGUUUUGGACAUCUUGUCAGACUACGACUCCAACUACAAUACCCAGGAUCACCUACCAAGGGUGGUGGUCGUGGGGGACCAGAGUGCAGGAAAGACCAGUGUGCUGGAGAUGAUAGCCCAGGCCAGGAUCUUUCCCCGGGGCUCGGGAGAGAUGAUGACCAGGUCUCCUGUCAAGGUAACGCUAAGCGAAGGGCCCCACCACGUCGCCAUGUUCAAGGACAGCAGCCGUGAGUUUGACCUGGGCAAAGAGGAAGAUCUUGCCGCCCUGCGACGUGAGAUUGAGCUGAGGAUGCGCAAGAGUGUGAAGGAGGGACAGACGGUCAGCCCCGAGACCAUAUCCCUGAGUGUGAAGGGUCCAGGGAUCCAGAGGAUGGUGCUGGUAGACUUGCCUGGGGUCAUCAGUACUGUGACCGCUGGUAUGGCGGCUGACACAAAGGAAACCAUCUUCAGCAUUAGCAAGGCCUACAUGCAGAACCCCAAUGCCAUUAUCCUCUGUAUUCAAGACGGGUCAGUGGACGCCGAGCGUAGCAUCGUCACAGACCUGGUCAGCCAGAUGGACCCCCACGGAAAGAGGACAAUCUUUGUCCUGACCAAAGUGGACCUGGCUGAGAAAAACCUGGCUAGCCCCAGCAGGAUACAGCAAAUUGUUGAAGGGAAGCUCUUCCCCAUGAAGGCUUUGGGAUACUUCGCUGUGGUGACUGGGAAAGGCAGCAGCAGCGAGAGCAUCGAUGCCAUCAAAGACUACGAGGAAGACUUCUUCCAGAACUCCAAACUCCUCAAGAACGGGAUGCUGAAGGCCCAUCAGGUGACCACAAAGAACCUGAGCCUGGCCGUAUCUGACUGCUUCUGGAAGAUGGUGCGCGAGUCUGUGGAGCAGCAGGCUGAUGCCUUCAAAGCAUCCCGCUUCAACCUGGAGACGGAGUGGAAGAACAAUUACCCUCGCCUGCGAGAGCUUGACAGGAAUGAACUGUUUGAGAAGGCCAAGAAUGAAAUCCUGGACGAGGUGAUCAGCUUAAGUCAAGUUACACCAAAACACUGGGAGUCCAUCCUCCAGAAGAAACUGUGGGAGCGUGUGUCCACGCACGUCAUCGAGAACAUCUACCUGCCCGCUGCCCAGACCAUGAACUCCGGCACCUUCAACACCACUGUGGACAUCAAGCUGAAGCAAUGGACCGACAAGCAGCUGCCCCACAAAGCACUGGAGGUGGCCUGGGAGACCCUGCAGGAGGAGUUUGCGCGCUUCAUGGCCGAGUACAAAGGCAAGGACCAGGACGACAUCUUCGACAAGCUCAAGGAGGCGGUGAAAGACGAGAGCAUCAAGCGGCACAAAUGGAACGAGCGCGCCAUGGACAGCCUGAGGGUGAUCCAGCACAACGCCCUGGAGGACCGCUCCAUCACCGACAAGCCGCAGUGGGACGCUGCCAUCCAGUUCAUGGAGGAGACCCUGCAGGCCCGUCUGAAAGACACGGAUUCGGUCAUCAGGGACAUGGUGGGGCCUGACUGGAAGGAGCGGUGGCUAAACUGGACAAACCGCACCGCGGAGCAGCAUAUCCGCAAUGAAACCAAAAAUGAGCUGGAGCGUCUUCUGAAGCUGCAUGAGGACCACACUGCGUAUCUGGCCAAUGAUGAGGUCACCACAGUGCGCAAGAACCUGGAGGGCAGAGGGGUGGAGGUGGACCCUGUUUUGAUUAAGGACACGUGGCACCAGCUGUACCGCCGGCACUUCCUGCAGAAAGCCCUGUUCCAUUGCAACCUGUGCCGGAGAGGCUUCUACUACUACCAGAGACACUUCGUGGACUCAGAGCUGGAGUGCAACGACGUGGUCCUGUUCUGGCGGAUCCAGAGAAUGCUCGGAAUCACAGCCAACACUCUGAGGCAGCAGCUUACCAACACAGAAGUGCGCCGGCUGGAGAAGAACGUCAAGGAGGUCCUGGAGGACUUGGGCGAGGACAACGAGAAGAAGGUUCACCUCAUCACAGGCAGGAGGGUGCAGCUGGCCGAGGAUCUCAAAAAGGUCCGUGAAAUUCAGGAGAAACUUGAAGCCUUCAUAGAAGCUCUUCACAAGGAGAAGUAGAGCAGCAGAACUACUGGGUGCAAAACGGGAUCACUGAAAAUGCACUGAUUAAAUAAGACUAAUUUGCCAUCUGUAAAAGACUGCCUGACCCCCCCCUCUCCCCCCGCCCAUCUGAGUCUCAUGUUGAUCGUACAGCUUUGCUGCAGUCUUCGGGGGAAAACAUCUGACACAUGUCCUUUUUAAAAAAUAAAUAAAUAAUUAAAUAAAUGGAUAAAUAAUAUGCUGCUCAGCACAAGAAAAGUAAAGCGCAAUAAUGAAGCCUUGCACUUUGUAGUGGUUUCCUCAGUGUUGGAGAAAGAGCACUUGGUCACUUCAGCGUACAGUCUCAUCCCAACUGGCCUCUCUCUAUUGGCUGAAAGUGCUCGGUUCAUUUGCCACACACCCGGGGCAUUUGCUCAGCACACAGAAUUCAACAACUUGCCGCAGCUUUGGGGGAAAGACAGAGGCACAGUUCCUUGGGUUUCGAACCGCUUUCCUCCCCCGCUUCCAAUAAAUAGGAAUGUUGUACAGAGCGAGUCCCCCCCCCCUCUCCAUAGAUUGAAAACCUGCUGCUAUUUAUUAAGCCCUUACACCAUAGCACAUCUGGUCUUGAUUGAA
This is a messenger RNA of Megalops cyprinoides (Indo-Pacific tarpon), 3868 nucleotides long. RefSeq names its product OPA1 mitochondrial dynamin like GTPase (gene opa1). The record is from RefSeq and is a predicted model, not a curated record. Gene Ontology annotation, cellular component: cytoplasm; mitochondrial membrane; microtubule. The transcript has 31 exons. Gene Ontology annotation, molecular function: microtubule binding; GTPase activity; GTP binding. The coding region runs from base 155 to 3271 and encodes 1038 amino acids. Gene Ontology annotation, biological process: mitochondrial fusion. Lineage: Eukaryota; Metazoa; Chordata; Actinopteri; Elopiformes; Megalopidae.